AUGUCGCUGUCGCAUGCCCCAGAUAGGGCCCGGAAGUAUAAGGAAGCGCCGGCGCCUGUAGCGUCGCAGAAGAUGCAUCACCCCCACUCGGCCCAGGGCCUGCCACCACCAAACCACCACCCACACCAUCCACAACACCCUCACCCUAGGCCUGCUCAAGUGCAGCAACACCACCACCAGCCGCACCCCAGCUCUCCUCACCAGCCACAGCCAAACCAGAGCCCAGCCCAAGGACACUACCCCUCCCCUCACCCCUCCCACGCUCAAGGUCCACCGCCUCACCAAUCGCCGUACGUUCAGCAGCUCCAAGGCGCACCGCCACCCCAGCAGCAGCAGCAGCAGCAGCAGCAGCAACAGCAGCCGCAGCCGCAGCAGCAAGAGGUGCCCUACUAUCAGGCGCACCCCAGUCCCUACAGCACCAACAGCGCGCCGAGUAAUUAUUCCUCAUCAGAAACUCCAGAGCUCAUGGCCGCCGCAACCAUGAACCGGACGGGUUUCCCUCCGAUAUCCUAUCACACCCCUCAGUCUAACUCCCCUGCAUCUGUGCAAUCACCACAGCACGACCAGCAUGGAAGGCCAAUCUACGGCCAGCCUCCCAGCCAGAUGCCUCAAUCAAUGUACUACACGCCGUAUGGCUCAGCGCCGGUGCCUCAGCAAUCGCCCUACAACCAGCACCCCUCCUCAACGCCGCAACAGCCCAUGGCAUCCAACCCGCUCUUGAUGUCGCACCAGCAAGGCCAGCACAUGCAGCACCCCCAUCAGCCUCACCCGCGCACCCCCGGUAUGGCAGGAAGCCCAAAGCCACAAAUGUCACAGGCGCCACUCCAGCGCCCGCCAUCCGGUCUUGGGCCACCCCAGCAGCAGCCCCAGGCGCCUCCCGUUGGCACACCCAACAUGCACCAAGGUCCUCCUGGCGCUCCUGGCGUCAACCCCAACGCUGCGCCUGGUCCCAUUCCUGCAACAACCCCGCUUGUAGUACGACAGGACCAGAACGGCGUUCAGUGGAUUGCAUUUGAGUACUCGCGCGACCGCGUGAAGAUGGAGUACACCAUUCGAUGCGAUGUCGAGUCCAUCAACGUCGACGAGCUCCCCCCAGACUUCAAGACGGAGAACUGUGUCUACCCUCGUGCAUGUUGCGCCAAGGACUCGUACAAGGGCAACCGUCUCCACUACGAGACAGAGUGCAACACGGUCGGUUGGGCACUGGCGCAACUGAACCCGUGUCUGAGAGGCAAGCGAGGUCUCAUUCAACGCGCAGUCGACAGCUGGCGAAACAGCAACCAGGACCCCCGGCUGAGGAGCCGUCGUGUGAGGCGAAUGGCUAAGAUGACGACACGAAAGGCUCAGGCAAACACACACGGUGCUCACAUGGCUGGUCCCGGUGGCCCAGGAGCACCCGGUGUUCCCAAUUCUGCCCCACUAGCAGCACCACCCCGCCAGUCCAACAUGGGCAUGGGAGGUCCACAGAUGCACCACCACCACGAUCACCCAGGAGGACCACAAGGAGGAUCGGACGAUGUUAGCGGCAAUGACUACGCCGAGGCACACACCCACCACCAUCAAGCCCCGAGCGGGACGCAGUCUCCAAGCGACGUACGACAAACUCAGAACUUUUAUCCUACCUUUCCCUCGGGCGAAUCCGUGGCUGGCUCCAGUGGCUUACCGCCUACUCACGAGGACAUGAAGUACCCACCACCGCCGCACGCGGCCGGCUUACCAGUGUCAAAGCAGCAGGAGCAGGAUGAAGAAGAGAGAAAGCUAGCUAUGUUUGGCGACCUACCUGAGUCGAAGCGCCGCAAAUUCAUCCUGGUGGAUGACGCGCAGCGAGGCACCAGGGUCCGCGUGCGAGUCACUCUUGAUACUGUCAAGAUGGAGGAGAUGCCCGACUCGUACCGCAAGUCCAACUCGGUGUUCCCCCGCAGCUACUUCGCUAUGCAAAUGACCUCGCCGCCAGCAAGUCCACGUGGCAGCAAGGUCUUUGCAGACGAGCCUGAUGUUGAGAGCGAUCCCAGCUUCCCCCUGUCCGGUUCUACCACCGUCCUUGUCCCCACUCUCGACGGCGAGGCUCGUGUACCGAAACCGCGUCUGACAAGGACGAAGCGCUCCAAGGAGAUCACUCUCAACGAUCUUGGCUAUCGCAUGAGUUGGAGCCAGAGCCGUGUGUUCGCAGGCAGGACGUUGUUCCUGCAGAAGUCUCUCGACGCUUACCGCAACAAGAUGCGAAGCAGCAUGAUGGGUCAAGGUCAAGAUGUGACCCAAGUGGCGCCACACUUUGAGACCCGGGUCGGCAAGCGCAGGUGGAACGACAGAAUCGAGCGGAACAAGAAAUCGAGGCGCGAUGGCUCUCCUUAA
Molecule: messenger RNA, 2352 nt
Organism: Ascochyta rabiei
Lineage: Eukaryota; Fungi; Ascomycota; Dothideomycetes; Pleosporales; Didymellaceae
Exons: 5
Coding region: 1-2352 (783 amino acids)
Source: RefSeq, a predicted model, not a curated record